AUGACACUAGCUGCAACCAAGUGCUGGUUUAUUUGGAAAGAAAGGUGUCUUCGGAUAUUUGAAGAUAAAUCUAGAACACCAAUUCAGUUAGCACUAGAUAUAUCAAAACACUAUGAGUACUGGUAUCCAAUGACUUUAAAUAGUUUGAAUCAAACACAAGAUAAAACUAUCAAAGCAAUACCACAUUGGACCUUCCCAAUCAAAAAUACUUUCAAACUAAAUUGUGAUGCUUCUUCGUUAUCUGAAAAAACUAAUGCAGGUUUUGGUUUUGUUCUUCGUAAUUGGACAAGAACCUUCAAAGGAGCAGAAUCAGGCAUCUUCAGGACUUCCACUGCUGAAGAAGCAGAAGCUCUAGCUCUUCUUCAAGCAGCUAAGUGGGCCAAACUACAUAACAUACAACAUCUAGUCAUAGAAGGAGAUAACAUGGCGACAAUUAGGUAUUUACAGGGGAAGGAAUCAACUAUCCAAUGGCAAAGCAUUGCAAUUCUAGAUGAAGUUAAGAAUCUAGUAGAACAAAUGAUCUCUUUUUUGGGUUUCCAGUACGUAGACAGACGAGCAAACAAAGUGACAGGCCAGUUGGCAAAGAAAGGAAGAAUAAGUACCACUGCAACUUCUUGGUUUGACCAAACUCCCUUAUUUCUAAUUCCAACAAUUGCUUUUGACACUGUUAAAGCUUACGAUUCUUGUAAUAUAAGUACAAACCUUGUAUCAGUUCAAGAGGAGACUAAUCUUACAUAUUCAAUCAUCAGCAGGACAACUCUAUUUGAGCUCGCUCUUAAUGAGAAUGAAUCAAAUGUUUAG
Molecule: messenger RNA, 801 nt
Organism: Papaver somniferum (opium poppy)
Lineage: Eukaryota; Viridiplantae; Streptophyta; Magnoliopsida; Ranunculales; Papaveraceae
Exons: 1
Coding region: 1-801 (266 amino acids)
Molecular function (GO): nucleic acid binding; RNA-DNA hybrid ribonuclease activity
Source: RefSeq, a predicted model, not a curated record